Molecule: messenger RNA, 1879 nt
Organism: Panicum hallii
Lineage: Eukaryota; Viridiplantae; Streptophyta; Magnoliopsida; Poales; Poaceae
Exons: 11
Coding region: 665-1633 (322 amino acids)
Biological process (GO): rRNA processing; tRNA 5'-leader removal
Cellular component (GO): ribonuclease MRP complex; ribonuclease P complex
Molecular function (GO): ribonuclease P RNA binding
Source: RefSeq, a predicted model, not a curated record
CGGAACGAACUGGCUCCGUGAAAACGAGCGGACGCGAGCGCUCGGCUCCCACGCCCGCUGCCCGUCACCGCCCGCUCGUCUCCCACGCAGCUCGCAGGAGAAAUUUGGAAGACAGUGUGCACGCCUCGGAAGAUGGAUAAGAAGCAGCAACUUUUCAUUUACACAGCUGCUGCGUAUACGUUAAUUUCGAUGAUGGCCAUGAUUAUUCAAUCUAGAAAAAGAAAACGCCGUGAACCUGUAGAACCAAUUACCUAUGCUCCAAUUGAGGAGAGGGAUAGAAUGAGAAUUGAGUAUCUGAAUAAUAAGAUAUGGAAGAAUGAUGUAACUUGUGUCAAUAUGCUUAGACUUAAUAGAGCAUCUUUUUUCCGAUUUUGUAAGCUUUUUAGGGACCGGGGCCUUUUGCAAGACACCAUACAUUUGUGUGUUGAGCAGCAGGUUGCAAUGUUUUUAAACACAGUAGGUCAUAAUAUUCGAAAUAGGUUAGUUGGCACCAAUUUUGAUAGGUCCGGUGAAACUGUUAGUCGGUAUUUCAACAAAGUAAUGCACGCUAUUGGAGAGCUACGAAACGACUUCAUUACACCACCGUCGACAUCAACUCCAGCUAAAAUUGCAGGAAACCCAAGAUGGGAUCCUUACUUUAAGAUCCCUGUUUCUUAAAGUCCCAAUGUCUACUAUCUCUGAUCAGAAGAAACGCACCUUAGAAGCCCUGCAGCAACAGUAUACUGCUGCAAAAGCUAAGAAAUUGCAAGAUGAACAGCUUAAGAGCCAUAAGAAGAACAAAGUAGAUGCCCCUAAGCCUAAAUUUGAUAUGCUAAGGAAAGGCAAAGCUCCAGAACUCACACCUCGUCAAACAUCUGCUCAGCCCUCUUCUCAUAAAGGUGUAGCAUUUUCCGGUUCUAAUUGUCAACAAAAACCUUCCGCGUCCUCAGGUGAAGAAAUUAACCCUGUGUAUGCUGAACUUUCAUGUUCCCUUCGUGAAAAUUUGUUCCAGGAUGGCAUUUCGGAUUUUGAUAACACAGAGGUUGUUCAGAGUGUUAUAUUUGACAUAAUUCAGAAAGGUGGAGAUUCCGGGAAAAUUACCAAGGGAGCCAAAAAGUUGAAGCUGGAAAAGGGGAUCCUAUUAGAUAACUAUGUUCAGAGGGGUCCUAGACUAGUGGACGCCCAAGCAAGAUCUUUGUUGAUUCACUCAAAGCGAUCGAAACAUCACAUGUCUCUGAAGCAACAUAAGAAAUGCGGUUCAUUUGAUUUAGAUGGUGCAUUCCACAAGUAUGACCUCUAUAAGCCAAUGCAUGAGAUGUGGAAGGCGUAUAUCAGAGAGCUUACAAAAAUAACCCCGAAAAAGCAAUUGUCCGAAAACCUCCUUUCUGCAGAUCUUCACGGGGCUCUUCUUAUAGUGGCAGAAUGCAAAGCUGCUUCAUAUCAAGGUGUAAGUGGCAUUAUGAUCCGGGAUACUGCAGAGACUUUUGGAAUUAUAUCAGAGGACAAUCGCUUCCGAGUCGUACCAAAAGCUGGUUCGGUUUUCAUCCUCCAAGCGUACUGCUGGAAGGUCACACUGAUCGGCGACAAGCUAUCGCCCAAUGAAAAGUUGAAGGAGGACCAGCGUCAGCAGCGCGCACAAUCACAGAUCAGAUAGCUUCCAAUCUAGUUAUUGUUCCAGAAUUUUUUUUUUGCCUCACGGAGGAACAUGCACAGUUAUCUCCUGUUGUCCUGUCACGCCAAUGGCGCUGCGAUCUUAGGUGGAACAAGUACUGUAGCAGUUACGCUUUGCUUUCGGUUCUGAUACGAUUCAUCGAGUUACAAGAGCUAGGUGGUGGCAAAUAAUUAAUUGUUUCCGCCACAAUGAUUGCAUGAUAAAAUAUGAGCAUAUGGCCUGGGUAAA